CGUUCUUUUGAAAUAUUGCGCUUUAAUGCGAAGGUCAUCUUUGAGGGCGACAUAAUUUUGAACUUCGAUUCUUUAAAUUUAAUAUCGGUAUGAAUGUAAAUGGUCAUUCGAAUCCUAAAAAGUUGAAGACAGAGAUGCCUUCUAAAGUCACUGUCGUAUUGGGGGCCCAAUGGGGCGAUGAAGGAAAAGGCAAAGUUGUGGACAUGCUUGCAUCUGGAAUGGAUAUAGUUUGCAGGUGUCAAGGUGGUAAUAAUGCAGGCCAUACUGUUGUAGUUGAAGGUAAUGAAUAUGAUCUUCACAUUUUGCCAAGUGGGGUUGUACACAAAAAAUGCAUUUCACUUAUUGGCAAUGGUGUAGUCAUCAAUUUACCCCAGUUCUUUGAAGAACUAAAGAAGAAUGAAGAUAAAGGGUUGGCUGACCUUGAAGGCCGAGUUUUCAUCUCAGAUAGAGCGCACAUAGUAUUUGAUUUUCAUCAAACUGUAGAUGGUCUUCAAGAACUGGAGAAAGGAAAUAAAAGUAUUGGGACCACUAAGAAGGGUAUUGGACCCACCUAUUCUUCAAAAGCCAGUCGUAGCGGCAUACGCCUGGCUGAUCUUCUCGGGGACUUCUCAGUCUUUGAGGAAAAGUUCAGAAAUCUCUUGAGAAGCUAUAUGAAUCAGCAUUCUAGUUUAAAUGUUGACAUUGAACAGGAAGUUAAGAAAUAUAAAGAAUAUGCUUCUGCUAUUGCCCCAUUUGUGACUGACACCGUUACUUACAUUCAUGAAGCUCUUGCCAAUGGGAAAAGGAUAUUGGUUGAAGGUGCUAAUGCAGCCCUUUUGGACAUUGACUUUGGUACCUACCCUUAUGUAACAUCAUCCAACUGCACAGUUGGAGGUGCUUGCACGGGCUUGGGAAUUCCACCAACAGUUAUAGGAGAAAUAUAUGGUGUUGUAAAAGCAUAUUCUACUAGAGUGGGUGAUGGACCAUUUCCUACAGAGCUUAUGGAUGGUUUGGGAGAAAUUUUACAAACCAGAGGACAUGAAAUCGGUGUGACAACAAAAAGAAAGCGCCGGUGUGGAUGGCUAGAUGUUGUUCUACUUCGCUAUUCUAAUAUGAUCAAUGGAUAUACUGCAGUUGCGGUUACUAAGCUCGAUAUUUUGGACACAUUUGCAGAAAUAAAAAUAGGAGUGGCUUACCGUUUAAAUAAUAAGAGGUUGCUUACACCUCCUUCUUGUGCGUCUGAACUUCAAAAGGUUGAAGUUGAGUACAUUGCUUUGCCUGGAUGGAACAGUUGCACUGAGAAAGUGAGAAAAUUUUCCGAUCUUCCUGAAAAUGCAAAGAAAUAUAUAUCAACAAUAGAAGAAUUAGCUGGGGUUAAAGUGAAAUGGAUUGGUGUUGGUAAAGAUCGUUCAUCGAUGAUAGAAGUUUUCUGAAGUUGCCCUUUCUACAGCUUGAAAUUUUUCUCAACAGCGAUUCCAAGUUUUACAAUUGGAAGCUAGAUGUUCAUCUUUGUUAGCGUGUCGUAAAUUGUGCUGAUGUGUUCGGCCAAUACUGUUCUGUUUUGUACCAUUUGUUCCUUCUGAGAUUAUUAUUUGAAGUUGAUGGUGAAUUUUUGCAUGAAGGAUUUCAAAUUUUAACAUUUUUAUGUCUUCUUGGCAUUGAAAAUUUACAAACAGUCUAUUUGGGAGAAAUGGUGUGCAAUCUCGUUUUAUUUUUUUAAUGUGUAGCAUUUUUCCAUAUUCUUAAUUUGUACAUAAUCCAACUGCAUUAUAAACUUAUUUUGUUAGAAUAUUAAAGAAUAGCUUUCUGUAGUUUUAAAGUUGUUCGGGUAGUUAAUUUUAAUUUAAACUUAUUUUGUAUUAUUUAAAAUUUGAAAAAGAUUUCUUAUAAUAUGAGAUCAUUGCAGAAUUUUAUAGUAUAAUUUAUGCUAUUUCAUGCCAUUCAGUACCCUGUUCUAGAAUUUUUAAUUUUUUUAAAAUAUAGGUGGAUUAGUAUUAUUUAAGCAUCUUUUAAUUUUAACUUUAAUAAAAAAAGAAUCUUAAAUAUUUAAUGUUAAAAAAUGAAUUAUCACUUACAAAUUGUUUAUUGAUUUGAUAAUUGCUAAAAUCUGGUGAGCUAAAUUAAAAAAACUGUUUUUAAAGCAUGCAAGUUAUAACAAAUAUUGUCAUCUUUCAAUAUUGAGGAUUUUCAGUAUUAAUGGCAUGUAUAAUAAAUAUAUGUAGCAAGUUUUUUUGUGUUAAAAAUUGGUAAACUUGAUUUUAUUUCAUUAAUAUAAAUAAUGAAGUUAUUUCCGUCUUUAUCUAUAUUUUAAUAUAAAUGUACUAUAAAAACUCCAUUUUUUUUCGGGGGAGAGAGGGGUUUAGACAUACUUCUGAAGUAUAUAAUAUCAAUAGAAUAUGAUUUUCACACUUUUGUGUCUUGUGCAAAGUUAAUUUGUGUUCAUUUAAUUAUUUCAUAAUAAAUAUUAAUUACUAAGUUAAACUGAAAGAUUGAAUAAUUUUUCCAUUAUUAUUUUAAAAUGACAAUUUUUUUAUGUAGCUCUAUUUUAGUUGCUGAAAGUUAUACUACUUUUGAAAUUUUGUUUUUCUAAAUUUUAAUUUAAAUAUGUAACCGAUAUUAUUUUUAAAAAAAUUCAUUUGUUUCUCAGAUUUUUAUUUCUUUUAUUUGAUACUGUAUUAAUUUCUUUUUAACUCAUUAAAGCUUCAAAAACCCGUCCAAUAAUUGUGCUCUUUUUUGCACAUAAUGGAAGUAUUGAUAUUUGCUUCAUAGUGAAGCUCUAUAAAACUUCAUAAUGAAGAAAAGAAAAAUCUUAAGCUUCACUUUGCAUUUUUAAUCAGGUAUAUCUUGUUUAAAACAUUUUAUUUCUAAACCUAAGCAUUUAGUUAUUUAUAAUAAUAGCGAGUUCUUAUGUUUUUAGAUGGCUGCUCACUUUUGGUUUAUUUCCAGUAUUGUUUAAAUGUAUUUCCAAUUUCAUGAGGCUUUUAUCAAUUUUGCUCUAUUUAAUUUUCAGAUUUUAUUUGAUAAUUCAUUUGUUAUUGCUUGUAAAUAUAUUGUACAAAAGACUGUUUGAAAAUAAGGUAUUUCUUGUUAAAGUUAAUAAUUAAAUAUAUGUAUCUUUUUUUUUUUGGCCUAAUUUAAACUUUGUUAUUAUUACAUUUGAUAUUAUUUUGUCUUUGUACCAUACAUUUGUGAUGCAAUUAACAGAAAAAAUAAUUUAAAGAUUUUAAAAUUAUUGAUUAUUCUAAAUUCCUAAAAUAUUACAUUUUUUUUUUUUUUUAAAGUAUUUUAAUACUCCCUACAUGUUACAAUA
This is a messenger RNA of Argiope bruennichi, 3289 nucleotides long. RefSeq names its product adenylosuccinate synthetase-like (gene Adss). The transcript is spliced from 13 exons. Gene Ontology annotation, biological process: IMP metabolic process; 'de novo' AMP biosynthetic process. Lineage: Eukaryota; Metazoa; Arthropoda; Arachnida; Araneae; Araneidae. The record is from RefSeq and is a predicted model, not a curated record. Gene Ontology annotation, cellular component: cytoplasm. Bases 90 to 1412 code for a protein of 440 amino acids. Gene Ontology annotation, molecular function: GTP binding; adenylosuccinate synthase activity.